Messenger RNA from Ipomoea triloba (trilobed morning glory), 2188 nucleotides. RefSeq names its product L-ascorbate oxidase homolog. Bases 204 to 1829 code for a protein of 541 amino acids. The transcript is spliced from 8 exons. NCBI's taxonomy places the organism in Eukaryota, Viridiplantae, Streptophyta, Magnoliopsida, Solanales, Convolvulaceae. The record is from RefSeq and is a predicted model, not a curated record. Gene Ontology annotation, molecular function: oxidoreductase activity; copper ion binding.
AUUCGUAACAGUAGUAGUAGCUGUAGUUAUACUAUUGCCACUGUACACCGCAACUUCCAGAAUCACCACCUCCUCCCCCAAAAUCUUCUUUUAAAUCCCUUCUCUCUUUCUCUGCUUUCUUAUUUACUGUCUCUCUCAGCUUUAUUUAUAUAUAUAUAUAUAUAUAUAUAGACUACAUAGCCUCUUUGCUUUACAAUUUCGCCAUGUCGCCGCUAAAGAUGGCGGUGCCCUUCGCGCUACUGCUGCUGUUGUUUGCGACUGCUAAAGCAGAGAGCCCCUACAGAUUCUUUUCUUGGAACGUUACCUAUGGCACUAUCUACCCCCUUGGCAAACCGCAGCAGGGUAUUUUGAUUAAUGGGCAAUUCCCAGGCCCAGACAUUCACAGUGUCACCAAUGACAAUCUGUAUAUCAAUGUGUUCAACAGCUUGGAUGAGCCUUUUCUUAUUUCUUGGAAUGGGGUUCAGAAUAGGAGGAAUUCAUAUGAAGAUGGAGUUUAUGGAACAACAUGCCCAAUUCCUCCAGGAAAAAACUUCACUUAUAUUCUUCAAGUGAAAGAUCAAAUUGGGAGCUUCUAUUACUUUCCCUCUCUUGCCUUCCACAAAGCAGCUGGUGGCUUUGGAGGCAUCAGGAUUCUUAGCAGGCCCCUAAUCCCUGUCCCUUUCGAUGAGCCUGCUGGUGACUGGACUGUACUAAUUGGAGAUUGGUACCAGAAAAAUCACACGGAUUUGAAAAAAAUUCUGGAUAGAGGCCAUAAAUUACCAUUCCCUGAUGGAAUCCUCAUCAAUGGGCGUGGCCCUAGUGGUGCUUCAUUCACUGUUGAACCAGGAAAAACAUAUCGGCUCAGAAUUUCCAAUGUUGGGCUGCAAAAUUCCCUCAAUUUCCGCAUCCAGGGACACAAGAUGAAAUUGGUUGAAGUGGAGGGAACACACACCAUGCAAACUACUUUCUCCUCCCUUGAUGUUCAUGUUGGGCAAUCAUACUCUGUUCUGUUUACUGCUGAUCAGACCCCUCAGGAUUACUACAUAGUUGCUUCCUCCCGUUUCUCUACUAAGAUCCUGACUACAACUGCUGUUCUUCAUUACAGCAACUCCAACCGCCCUGUCUCUGGCCCCCCUCCUGGUGGACCAACCAUUCAGAUUGACUGGUCUAUUAACCAGGCCCGUGCCAUCAGGACCAAUCUUACAGCUAGUGGACCAAGGCCUAACCCACAAGGUUCAUAUCAUUAUGGUAUGAUAAACACCACCAAGACCAUCAGGGUUGCGAGCUCUGCUGGCCAAGUGAAUGGCAAGCAGAGAUAUGCUCUCAACAGUGUUUCAUUUGUGCCUGCUGAUACUCCACUUAAGCUCGCUGAUUACUUCAACAUUGGAGGAGUUUUCCGUGUGGGAAGUAUUUCAUCUGCCCCCACCGGUGGGGGUGUUUACCUUGAUACUUCUGUCAUGGGUGCAGACUAUAGGACAUUUAUAGAAAUUGUGUUUCAGAAUGACGAAGACAUUGUUCAGAGCUAUCAUAUUAAUGGAUAUCAAUUCUGGGUUGUCGGAAUGGAUGGGGGACAGUGGACAGCGGAUAGCAGGAACCAGUACAAUCUUCGCGAUGCUGUUGCACGGUCUACCACUCAGGUGUACCCAAAGUCAUGGACUGCAAUUUACGUUGCACUUGACAACGUAGGAAUGUGGAAUGUGAGGUCCGAGUUCUGGGCACGACAAUACCUUGGACAGCAGUUCUACUUGAGGGUUUACACCACUUCGACCUCGUUGAGAGACGAGUAUCCAAUUCCCAUAAAUGCCCUUCUAUGCGGCAGAGCAGUUGGUCACCACAAACGGCCACUUUGAGCUCAGGUGUUGUUCCAUGGCUGGCUAGCUAGUUAGGAAAAAGGCAAGCUCUCACCUUGACCUGGCUGGCUGAGGUAUAAAAUUAUGAAUGAGUGUAGUCACUGUGGCAUAGUUUAGGCAAAAGAAGAGUUUAUUUAUCGUGGGAUUUUGUUGGUGUGUGCUAUUUCAGCACCAGGCCAGUGCUUAGGAUGAUGUUUGAUUUACUUGUAUGGUUGAUGACCUCAUCUCAAGGUCACAUUCUUUCUUUCAAGUUUCUACCCAACAUUGUAUUUGUUGUUUCUUCAUUGUUUCAGUUUUUGAUCCGACUAUAAUUACUAUUUUAUUACAACAAAUAAAAGUUUAUUUGUUACUGCUUCUAA